Messenger RNA from Cuscuta epithymum, 2292 nucleotides. Lineage: Eukaryota; Viridiplantae; Streptophyta; Magnoliopsida; Solanales; Convolvulaceae. The record is from the annotation of a GenBank genome assembly.
CAGUUAACUUGUGUUUUAGUGAUUAAUAAUCCGUAGUUGAAGUUGGCCAAAAAACUGAAAAAGUUUUCCCAGAUAGACCUGAAAGGCAACUAAUGGUGGCGGAAGCAAUGAAUGAUUAGCUUUGGAUUAAUCCUAAUCACAGCUACUACAAAUUCCAGUCAACAUUAGCCACUCAACACAGAUUACUUAUUUGUGAGUAUAACAGUCUCAGUCAAGCUAAAUCUACUCAAGAAUUUACACUAAUGGCUGACGCCGGUCGCACACCCACCGUCGACACCAACGCACUGGUGGCUAUGUGCCUGGCACGCGCCGGCGUUGACCGGAUGUUCGGCGUCGUCGGUAUACCCGUUACUUCCUUAGCUAACCGGGCAGUUGCUCUCGGUAUCCGGUUCAUCGCUUUCCACAACGAGCAGUCCGCCGGCUAUGCUGCCUCCGCGUACGGCUACCUCACCGGCAAACCUGGGGUUCUGCUCACAGUGUCGGGACCCGGAUGCGUCCACGGCCUCGCCGGCCUCUCUAACGCCUCCGUCAAUACCUGGCCGCUGGUCAUGAUUUCCGGCUCCUGCGAUCAGAGAGAUUUCGGCCGCGGCGACUUCCAAGAGCUGGACCAAAUCGAGGCCGUGAAACCCUUCUCCAAGUUCUCUGCUAAAGCCACUGAUAUCACCAAAGUCCCUGGUUGUGUAUUCGAUGUUCUGGAUUGGGCCGUCGCCGGCCGGCCCGGCGGAUGUUACUUGGAUCUUCCGUCGGAUGUGCUCCACCAGAGUGUGAGCGAAUCCGAUGCUCAGAAGUUGAUUGCAGAAGCUGAGACUUCAAGGAACAACAAAAAGGCUCUAAUAGAAAAGCCAAUCGUCAAGGAUUCUGAUAUUGGGAACGCGGUAGCUUUGUUGAGACAAGCUGAGAGGCCAUUGAUUGUGUUCGGAAAAGGGGCUGCCAUUUCUAGAUCUGAGUUCGAAUUGAAGACCUUAGUAGAGAGUACAGGGAUGCCCUUCUUGCCUACUCCCAUGGGAAAGGGUCUGUUGCCCGACAAUCACGAGCUUGCUGCCACAGCAUCAAGGUCUCUGGCUAUUGGAAAAUGCGACGUGGCAUUGGUGAUCGGGGCCCGGCUUAAUUGGCUGUUGCAUUUCGGGGAACCUCCAAAAUGGUCAAAGGACGUGAAGUUCAUAUUAGUCGACAUAUCAAAAGAAGAGAUUGAACUGAGAAAGCCAUGGUUGGGAUUGGUGGGAGAUGCUACUAGGGUUUUGGGAAUGAUAAACAAAGAGAUUAAGGAUGAUCCGUUUUGCUUAGGGAAGACUCACCCUUGGGUUGAGUCACUGUCUAAGAAAACCAAGGAGAAUGUGUCUAAGAUGGAGGCACAAUUAGCGAAGGACGUUGUUCCGUUUAAUUUCAUGACUCCAAUGAGGAUUAUCAGAGAUGCAAUCUUGGGAUUGGGUAGUCCUGCACCUAUAUUGGUAUCUGAAGGAGCGAAUACGAUGGACAUUGGGAGAUCAGUGUUGGUACAGACCGAGCCAAGGACUCGUUUGGAUGCUGGGACUUGGGGAACAAUGGGGGUAGGUCUUGGUUACUGCAUUGCUGCUGCUGUGGCCUCACCUGAUAGGCUUGUUGUUGCUGUAGAAGGUGACUCUGGAUUUGGGUUCAGUGCUAUGGAAGUUGAGACAUUGGUUCGAUAUCAGCUGCCAGUAGUGGUCAUAGUCUUCAACAACGGCGGUGUAUAUGGUGGUGACAGAAGGAACCCCGAAGAGAUUAGUGGACCCUUCAAAGAUGAUCCAGCGCCCACUUCUUUCGUUCCAAGUGCUUCCUACCAUCUUUUGAUUGAAGCCUUCGGAGGGAAGGGGUAUCUUGUCGGAACUCCAGAUGAACUCAAAUCAGCACUUGCUGAGUCAUUCUCUGCUAGGAAACCUGCCGUUAUCAAUGUCACAAUCGAUCCCUAUGCUGGUUCUGAAAGCGGGAGAUUGCAACACAAAAAUUGAGGCACGCCACUUCACAUCCUUUUCUUGUGACCAAUGUUGUAAAUUGCCACGAUUUUCACAUAGGCACCUCUAGUAAAGGGAAUCCUUGUUUUUUCUUUCUUAUUUAUUAACCUUAAUAAUACAACCAAACUACAAUUGGUUUACCCCUUAAUUUUGGGAGUAUUAUUUUAUGAGAUGUACUGAUGUACGUAGUACAUGUUUUCUAAUAUUUAUUUCAGCUCUACUUGUUUCCCGAAAUAUGUUUUCCGAUAUUUCUUGCAUUUAUUACACCAUGUAAAAUCAUAUACAUACAUAUACAUAUAUAUAUACACACACAUAAAUGCUC